Molecule: messenger RNA, 7046 nt
Organism: Cygnus olor (mute swan)
Lineage: Eukaryota; Metazoa; Chordata; Aves; Anseriformes; Anatidae
Gene: GRAMD1B
Product: GRAM domain containing 1B
Exons: 20
Coding region: 3205-5427 (740 amino acids)
Biological process (GO): intracellular sterol transport
Cellular component (GO): endoplasmic reticulum-plasma membrane contact site; plasma membrane; endoplasmic reticulum membrane
Molecular function (GO): sterol binding; sterol transfer activity
Source: RefSeq, a predicted model, not a curated record
AUGUGCUCUCUGUGCUUCCAGAUCAGAAGUAGCCAUCAUACUCAAUUUCCUACAAGCCUUUGGGUCAGUGGAGCUCUUGUGACCACUGCAAAACUGAAUCUCGUUCAAACCUUAAUGAUCAUUCGGACCAAACGUACCCAAAGGCUUAGAGGCAGAGACUCCCACUUCCAGCCAUUUUCAUACGAAAUUCAUGUGGAAAAAAAAAACAUAGACUGUAAAACAAAAUGUGACUGUUCAGAUACCUUCUCUGAAGAGGAAUGCAAAGUGUAAGACUUGCCUGAACUGAUUGUUGCUUGAGGUACAGAACAGAAUUUAGAAAAACACAAAGCCUUGCUUAAUGUUGUUUUCCACAGACGGAUAAUCUAGUCUUUAAGAAUUAGUUACAGUGGUUAGUGUUGUUUACAUCCAACAAUGCACCUCUCUCAUCCACUCAGUUUGUCUAGCAUCAGCUUUCAGCACUUGGUACCGUUGCACUUCUGUUACCCGGUAUUACCAAAUUUGUCUUCCAGGUGAACAUUCAAAGCCUGUCAUUCCUUGACCUGCUGUGUGUGUUGAAUGGAUUCAGUGCCACUGUCUCCUCAUUAAAUGCGUUGGUGAGGACCCCAAGACUGAUGCAUGUUGAUCUCUCCAGUUGCAAAACAGACCUGUAGGCCUAUUUUACCCAUAAACACUGAAACCAAUGAACCAAAAAUCAGUCUUGAGAAGGCACUGCAAAACUGGAGAGGUCUGUGUUGGCAGAAGGUCUGUGUGUGUGGACAAGAUGGUGCAGGGUUUGGCACUAAUUCUUCAUUGCCAGUUGUUAUUUAGCAGUACAACUUACCUUGCUAAAGAUGGAUUUCCACAGAAGUAGAAAACUCUGGGACUUGCAGAAUUAUAAAGUCUUAAGUCAGAUGUUACUGGGAGAAGUGACAAAUACCAUUGUCAGCUCUUGUGAUUGUAUUAAGGCCUAUUUUUGGUGCUCUUGAUAAAUCUCAAAUGCUUGUAAACAUGUAAUUAUAUGGAAAACUUCUCUGUCUCGUUUUAACAGAAGUUUUUCCUCAUGCGUGCAGAGAAAUCCUUGGGAACACAACCUGCACAAAUGUGUGCUAAUGGAAUCAGAGGAAUAAAGACAGGUUUCAGAGGAAUAAAAACAGAUUUUCUUUUAUGAAGUUAGGUUUUUUAAGCCAACUUUACGUUUGGGAUGAAAGUUGAUGUGUUUUGGAUGCUUGUUGAUUGGCAGCACUGUAAGUGGGGAAGGUGUAAUAGGCUUGGUCACAAGAAGGAUGUCACAAAAUUAACAUAAAGCUGAUAAUUCUCUUAAUGAUACAGUGCAUUUGUUAAAACAGUGGCUUAUACACAGCAAGUACAUGCACGUGUCGUGCAUUCUUUCAGUAAUAUUAAAAAAUUGCUGGUAUUGGUGCACUGUCCCGAUCCAGAUAGGUGCCUGAUGAUAACGUUUUCAGUUUAAAAUCAUGCACAGCAUCUGAAUUGCACAGUGGCAUGUCUGCUGGUGCAGAUCAUUGAUUCUUAGGAGCAGAGCACCUCCACUGAUUUUGAUUAUAGUGAAAUGCUGGAUAAUCAGCCUUCUGGAGAGAUGGUCUUUGGGGACAUUAGUGCUGAAAGCUGUGACUGAUUCUGGCGAGAAGAGAAAAUGUUCAGCCCUGGUUCAGUGUCUGGAGUGGGUAAAAUGCAACACAAGGAAGCAGCGGGCAGAACAGCGUGUAUUUACAUCGCUUAACUUUAGGUAUGGCUCCUUCCGUUGUCAGUGGGGAGCAGAAAGUCCCCACAGGGUCACUCACAGCAUCUAAAUGUGGCUGUUGACCUCUGACUUAGGUACUCUGAGUCAUGCUCUAGACCACAGGGAACUCUCAAACCUUCAAGGUAGGCAAUGAGAAUACGAUUGCAGAGGCUGCUGAGGAACGGAAGAGUCACAAGGUGUGAAGUUUAAACCGCUGGAGUCCAGCUGGUACAGGAGCCUCUCUGGGUACACCGUAAGGCUUGGCCAUGCUGGAAAGUGUGUGCACAUUGAGAGCCCCAAAAGGACACAGUACUUUCACCCGUGGACGCUUGUGCUUCAAAGCAAGGGUGCUGCUGCUACAGGAACCACUUCUGGGACAGCUCUGCACCAUUUCCUUGUGCAGACGAGGUCUGAUUUCAUCUGCUGGAAGGAAAAGUACAACCUUGUGAGUUGUUUUGCUUUCUUUUUCAUCUUUCACCCUACAGAAUUUAUGCUGAACUAGAAGAGCCCUUGAGAGGGACUGGGACCCUCCUUGUGUUCUGGCAAAGAUGCCCCUGAGCAGCAGUGGAGGCUUACAGCAGCGUGUGUGUCCUCCUCCAAAGCAUCCUUUACUGAUGCUUCAGCAGAGUUGUAAUCUUCCCUCGGCGUAUUUCUUUAAAAACCCCAGGCCUGUUUAUACAGGGGGAGGCACGAAAAAUUAAACCAAAUUAGCUUCCUAGAUGAAGUAAGCCAAAUUAAGUUGAGGUCACCUUAAUUUUGAAUGUGCCCUCACAGCAUUUAAUUCAGUUUAGAUAAUCCACUUUGCCAGUUAAUUAGGGUUUAAUUUUCCUGACCGGUUUUGUAUCGACACGCUCACAGGUUUCGAAACUUUCUCCCACACGUAUGAACGGUCCGGUGUGCACGCAAGGAGGACGAGCGUAUUUUUUUGGUAACCUGUAGGAUCUUAACUUGUAGGUUUUGCCCAACUUUAGGAACAGCGCCUAAAAACAACAGGCAUAACGGGGGGACUCGGGGAAAAAUUGUGAGCUCUCUCCCUCCCCGUUCUGUCUCUCGGGGCAGGGAUGGCUAACGAAGGCGUGAAGGGGCUCGCGUUAUGUAAAGCGGCAGCCCACUGGCUGCGUGCACGCGCGCGCACGCGUGUGUGCGCGUGCAGGAGCGUGUGUGCAAGAGCCAGCAGCGAGGGGAGAGGCGCCCAGCCCUCGCCAGAGCCGCACAAACAAUCAUAAGCACAAAGAGAGCGGGGCGGGGGGAGACGAGAGGCUGAGCCAUGGCAGGCACCCGAGCAGCGUGCGAGGUGGCCGGGAGAAAGGGCUGCGGGUGCCCGUGAGCACCCCAUUGCCCUUGUUCCCCGAGGAAGGGCUCUGCCAUGGUGCAAGGGGUGAGCUCCCUCCCACCCCAUCGCUGGCCCACCCUCGCUCUCCCCUCGCCACGCACAAGUGCAUGAAUGAAUGAAUUCCUAGCUGCUCCGCGCCGCGCUACGGUCCCUAAUGGCUACCAGUACUGCCAGUAACUCAAACCGCAGCACGCCUGCCUGCUCCCCCAUCCUGCGCAAACGCUCUCGGUCCCCAACACCGCAGGACUCCCAAGGAGACACCAUGGUGGAAAAAGGCUCAGACCACUCAUCAGACAAAUCCCCUUCCACGCCGGAGCAGGGUGUACAGCGGAGCUGUUCCUCUCAGUCAGGCCGCAGUGGGGCCAAGAACUCCAAGAAAAGCCAGAGUUGGUAUAAUGCGCUCUGUUAUUUGCAGGUGUUGAGUCCAACCUACAAACAACGGAAUGAAGAUUUCAGGAAACUCUUCAAGCAUCUUCCCGACACAGAGCGUCUCAUUGUAGAUUACUCAUGUGCACUACAAAGAGACAUUCUCCUGCAGGGCCGCCUCUACCUCUCUGAAAACUGGAUCUGCUUUUACAGCAACAUCUUCCGCUGGGAGACAUUGCUGACAGUUCGCUUGAAGGAUAUCUGCUCGAUGACCAAGGAAAAAACAGCACGGCUCAUUCCUAAUGCCAUCCAAGUUUGCACUGACACUGAAAAGCACUUUUUUACUUCCUUCGGGGCUCGAGACAGGACGUACAUGAUGAUGUUCAGACUCUGGCAGAACGCUCUCCUUGACAAGCCUCUCUGUCCAAAGGAGCUCUGGCACUUUGUCCACCAGUGUUAUGGGAACGAGCUAGGUCUGACCAGCGAUGAUGAAGAUUAUGUGCCUCCUGAUGAUGACUUCAACACAAUGGGCUACUGUGAAGAAAUCCCUGUGGAAGAGAAUGAAGUCAAUGACAGCUCCUCAAAGAGCAGCAUGGAGGCCAAGCCAGAAGCUAGCCCUCAGCUGCCAAAGAAAUCUGUCACUGCCAGCACGUUGACAUCUACAGGAAGCAGCGAAGCACCAGCCUCGUUUGAUGGGGUGCUACCAGAAGAGGAGGAGGCAGUAGCAGAGAGUCCUGUGGAAAAAGACCUCGGCAUUGCAAAUAUCAUGGGAGAGAAGAUAGAGAUCAUUGCUCCUGUGAACUCCCCUUCCCUGGACUUCAAUGACAAUGAAGACAUUCCCACAGAGCUCAGCGACUCGUCUGAGACCCACGAUGAAGGUGAAGUCCAGGCCUUUUACGAGGAUUUGAAUGGCCGUCAGUACGUGAAUGAAGUGUUCAACUUCAGCGUGGACAAACUGUAUGACUUGCUUUUCACGGACUCUCAGUUCCAGAGAGACUUCAUGGAACAGCGUCGGUUCUCUGAUAUUAUUUUUCAUCCCUGGAAGAAGGAAGAAAAUGGCAAUCAGACCAGAGUGAUCCUCUAUACCAUUACCCUCACCAACCCUUUGGCCCCCAAAACUGCCACUGUCACUGAGACGCAGACAAUGUACAAAGCCAGCCAAGAAAGCGAGUGCUAUGUCAUAGAUGCAGAGGUGCUAACUCACGACGUCCCCUACCACGAUUAUUUCUACACCAUUAACCGCUACACGUUGACUCGUGUUGCCAGAAACAAAAGCCGACUCAGGGUUUCCACAGAACUACGUUACAGAAAACAGCCAUGGGGGCUGGUGAAAUCCUUCAUCGAGAAAAAUUUCUGGAGCGGCCUAGAAGAUUAUUUCCGUCAUUUGGAAAGUGAACUGACCAAAACCGAGAGCACAUACCUGGCUGAGGUCCACCGACAAUCCCCCAAAGAGAAAGUGAGCAAGCAAUCAACCGUCCGCCGGCGGAAACGGGCCCAUCCCCACCUGCGGGUGCCGCACUUGGAGGAGGUGCUGAGUCCCGUCACCACCCCCACGGACGAGGAGGUUGCUCACCGAAUCAAGCAUGUGGCAGGUUCCACUCAGACACGGCACAUCCCUGAGGAGAGCCCCAGUGGCUUCCACCUGCAGAGUGUCUCCAAGCUGCUCCUCGUCAUCAGUUUUGUGAUCUGUUUCAGUCUGGUGUUGCUGGUCAUUCUCAAUAUGAUGCUGUUCUACAAACUCUGGAUGUUGGAGUACACUACCCAGACGCUCACAGCAUGGCAGGGCUUGCGGCUCCAGGAGAGGUUACCCCAAUCUCAGACAGAAUGGGCCCAGUUACUAGAAUCUCAGCAGAAGUAUCAUGACUCAGAGCUACAAAAAUGGCGCGAGAUCAUCAAAUCCUCCGUGAUGCUUCUAGACCAGAUGAAGGAUUCACUAAUAAAUCUCCAGAAUGGCAUCGGGUCCCGGGACUUCGGGUCAGAUCCAGAAGAGAAACGGAAACGUUUCCACUAACAGGCAGGAAUGCAGGAGGCCAGAGGACGGUGUGCAAUAUGUGUAAAUAGGAUAUAUAAAUAUAUAUAUAAAUAUAUAUAUAUACAGAAUAUAAAUAUAUAUAUUAUAUACAGAUUUUAAGAGAAAAAAAAGCCUACGUAUCGCGAGGAAGGACUGACCUCCAAACACUGGUUGAAAUGGAGCGUCUCGGUGGUAGUGUGGGGUGUGCGUGUGUGUGCGUGUGGGAGGGCUGUGCUCUCCUGGCACUGAGGUGCGCUUAGGGAUGCACCUGAGUGUGCUACCCUGGGCUUUUGCACCACUCUUCUGUAAUACUCCUGGCUGUCUGUUCGUCUGUCUGUCUGUUUUGUUUUUGUUGUUUCAAAGGGAAGCAUCAGAGCGAAUGCCCCUCCCCUCCCUGCGCAUGAAGGUCCCUGACUGACUCUGUGUAUCUACACAUAUAAAGGGAACACUGUCAACUUUCUUACCUUGCUGGCUUCAGGACAGAGAGGUUUUGGCAAUCGCCAUCAAUCCCUCACAAAACUGCUCUGCGUUUGGAGAGGAGGCCUCCAGAGGAAUUGCUCUAGGUCUGUGGAGAGCAGGUCUCACUGGCAAUCAUCUUUAUGUCUCUUGGAGCAGAAAUGCAAUUUGCUGUUGUGUUGGCCAGCCUGGUUCGGAGAGCAAAGCACAGAAUGUAAAUAAGCCUGAAAAGCUUUCUCCAAACACCUAGUUUGCCUCCUCCUGCUAUUGAUACUGCAUUAAUUGCCAAGGAGAUGGUGGGAAGGGGAAGGAUCUGCCCACAUGGUGCUCGGAUGGAGGAGAGCCACACUGCAGAAAGCACACUUCCAUCUGUUUUGACAGUGUCCCCUUUAUGUUUUCUGUGGUUCUCUGCUUUUUGUGUGCUUGGGCCCCUGCCAUUAAGCCAUCCCUGUGCUGAAGAUCUACAUCGGUGCUGAUAAGGGUUGUCUGUGUGACUUCUCACAACAGGGGGAGUGCCCCAACUUAAAAAACAAAAUCAAAAUGAGUAUUUCUAUGCGAGCCCUCCUUUCUGCCAAACCACGUGCUAAUAGCACAGUGUGGAGUGGGAAAGCUAAGGGAACUUAGCAGAACCGCUCCUGCCAUCCUGCUCAGCAAAUUUACCUCUUGCCCCCUAGUCUGAGAGACCACUUUGCUCAUACCUCUUAGCCCUCACCUUUACUUCUAAUCUAUGUGGGAAAAUAUUAGGUAGAAAAGAAAAAAUUCCUUUCCUUUAACAAUGACAACAAAAGGACACCUUCGCUUUGGAUCCUUACCUGACUGCAAGCUAGAGCAGCAAGGCCUCCAUCGGUCCCAUAGAGGUUAGGAAGAGUCACAGGGACCAAAAAAGAAAAGAAAAAAGGGACUAAAAAGGGACUGUUACAGGGUGCAGGACAGACUGGGGGAUGUCCACACUGUAAGGCAUCUGACUGGUCUCUCUCCUAAGCUGCACAGCAAUGCAUCUGCUCUCUAAGCAAGUCAGGUGCAUUAAAGACAUUGUGUGUUUUUACUACUUCUGGGGGAUAAUUCCAGAUUCCCUUUAGCAGCCAAAUGAGAAAGAAGGGCAGAGAGGCUGUGAUGUGCAGUGUACCAAAAGCCACUGUGAGUGGGUGGGAUGCAGGGUGCUU